Diachasma alloeum is the source of this 4508-nucleotide messenger RNA. Its product is annotated as polyhomeotic-proximal chromatin protein. The transcript has 12 exons. Gene Ontology annotation, cellular component: PRC1 complex. Gene Ontology annotation, molecular function: protein binding. The coding region runs from base 663 to 3740 and encodes 1025 amino acids. The record is from RefSeq and is a predicted model, not a curated record. NCBI's taxonomy places the organism in Eukaryota, Metazoa, Arthropoda, Insecta, Hymenoptera, Braconidae.
UAUUUUAUUGUGUAGUAUUAUGAUAGGUUAGAUAUCUGACUGUAAGCCAAAAAUCACAAGUGAAAUGGUUUGCAAAUAAUAGACGGGAUUUUCACUGCACGAACGAAUUUCACUUUGUGGAAAAUGGUCAGAUGCUCACAAUUGGUGUCAUGAAGAAAUUACAAAUUCGAUAACUCAUCAUACCACUACUAACUAGCAAUUACAAUAUUUUAUUCAAAACAUCAGAAAAAAUAAAAAUGCAAAUAAAUAUGUGAUAUCAUACCACUGAAUUUUAUGACAACAAGCACCAACGCCAAAGAUAACAGAACAACUGUACCGCAAAGGUUCACUGGUGACGCGUGAAUCAGAAGUAAUCAAAUCAUUAUAGGUUAUAUACAACCGGUUGAAGUCUACUCUCUUCACAGCCAAUUCCGUUAUGUAACGUGACGAGAAAACCUGAUAAGAUAUGAACACGCAAUUUCACAAUAACAACUCAAACAUAAAAGUGACAAUUUUAAUAAACUCUAUCAACUUACAGCAAAAUCUGCAUAGGAAAAGCAAAAAAAAUGGGAAAGAGUGAUGAAAAAUUUUCAAGGAAAAUGAAACCUGAACAAGAAUAAUUAUCUCCAACAGUUUUGGAAACUGUUGUCACCUUCUUCCUUAUCGUUUCUGUUAAUCGUGAAAUGGCUGUUGCGACAAAACAGAUAGAAAUGUCUCAACAACAGCAAAACGUUCAAGAACAGCAUGUCCAACCAAGCCAGGAGCAACAACAGAAUCAGAAUCAGCAAGUGAAUCAAGGCCAAAUGCAACAGCCACAGAUGCAAGUGCAAUCGUCCCAACAAAGUCAGCAACAGCAGCAGAAUCAAAAUAAUGCUCAGCAUAAUGUUCAACAGGUCCAGGUGCAGCCUCAGGUGGCAGCAAGUAUGCCACAGCAGUUACAGGGUGCUGUGGCAGUAUCGAUGCAACAUCAGCAGCAACAAGGCGUUGGUAGUGUUUCAAUGGCUUUAGCAGGGCAACAAGGUGCAACAACGAUCACUACAAUGGCUGCACAUCCGCAAGCAGUCCAGGUGAUUCAACAACCAAUGCAGAGUCAGGCCUAUCAUCUUCAGCAGUUGUAUAAUACCCAGGGAACUCCUCUUCUGAUGCCCGGAAAUCUUGCUCUUCAUCCUGCUGGUAUCAAUCCCUCGUCAAUACAAGUGAUAGCAGCUGGAAAACCUUUUCAGUCGGCUGGACAGUUGACACCACAUAUGCUGACUACUACUUCCAAUCCAGGUCAGAGUGGAGGACAUGGGGGACCUGGAGGUAAAGUUCAAGGGUUUCCGACUGGCUAUCUACCUGUUCCUACUUCCGGUAAUCCCGGAGGAGGGCAGACUCUCGUGUUUGGACAGCUUGGAGUCCUUGGAUCUCCACAGCCUCCUCAAGGACUCCAGCAACAACAGCAGCAACAGAAUAACAACAAACCUGAUCAAGUACAAAAAUAUACAACUUGUGCUACUGGCACCCAAUCUGGACAACGUGGGGGGCAGAUGCAGUUUUCUCCAUGGCAAUUUACUCCGCAGGUGGCUUGGACAGGAAUCCAGCCCCCUGGGACUACUCUGCUAGCUGCUCCCAAUCAAAUUUUCAUCAGGAGUCCCACCCAGCCUGAUAUGUAUAUUCAGAGCCCACAACCUAUUCAGACUCAUAAUGCUCUAGCAACUCAGCAGCAAAUUCAAGGUGUCCAGCAAAUCGCCGCAGCUGGAACGAAACCUAGGGUAAUGGAUAUUCAGCAACAACCCCAACAGACUGGCAAACAAAGUGGCGCCAGUCAGCGUCCCCUGAGUAUUCUGCCGUCUUCUCUCCAAAGUGUUCAAAGCGCCAAUAUUCGACCAGCCAGUUCAGUAUCAACACAAACUGUUCACGGAGUACAAGCAACGGUACAGGCACAGAGUGGCAAGGGAAGUGGAAGUGGUGGUAAAGGCCGUGGUAAGCCGGUGGUUCGCACAAGUCCCGGUACAAAUUCAGCCCUAAUAGCAACAAAAGCUGACGCUGCAAAUCAAACGAAAUCAAAUGUACAUCAUACUACCAUGAUAAUGCAACAACAGACCAAUGCAACCAGCAAUAAUGGAAAUAACAAAGUAUUAAUAACAACGAAUCAACCAGUGGUAACUUCUGCGCAACCACCUGGCUCACCUAUGUCCACCUCUGACAAGCAAAACUUUGGACAACAAAACAAAACAGUAAUGCAAUCACAACAGCAGCAUCAGGCACAACAGCAGCAGGGGCAGCAAAUGCAACCCCAGUAUCAGCAGAUGUUUAUGCAACAGAUGCAACAUAUUCAGCAUCAGCAGUUGCAGUAUCAGCAGGCACAAGCCCAGAAUUCUCAGCAACAAAUUCAGCCCAAACCAAUUAUGGGUAUGACACUCCCACCUCAGCAAUCUGGAGUUGUCCUUGGAACGGAGAGACCCAUAAUGCCAGUAGUAUCAAUGGGCGGUGUCGGUGUUGGUGUAGCAACGGCAUUGCAGAUGAAUCCAGUUCAACAGUCUCAGAUGCAGGGAGUCCAGCAAUUGCCUAUUGCUACUCUGAAUCCAACGAUAAUUGGAAAUCAGGUGGUAAGUGGUAGUUCCCAAGUUCAGGCACUACCGAUACUACAGCAAGCAAGUGAGCCACAACAACAGUCCCCAGAUCAACAGCAACAAGAUAAUGCUGGCACCGCCGCCAUGGCCAUUGCGUCACCAGAGAGAAGUCAUUCAAACGACUGCCAACCGAUUGUUCAACCUUGUAAUAUUAACAAUACAACGACAGAGGAGGACAAAUCAGCACCGAAGAAGGAAGUCAGUGACAGUAGAGAAAGAUCAGGUACACCUCUACAAACACAAGGAUUAGAUGCAAAUAAAACGAGAAUAAAGGAAGAUUUAUCUACCUCCGCGAAGCACGAUGGAAAAACCAACAAUCCUUUAACAAACCUGGCAAAUACAGUAAAUUCAAUAACAAAUGGAGUCGCAGAUGAACCACUACCUCCUUCGGUGCCGAACCCAAUUCCAAUCAACAGCAAACAAGCACCACCGAAAGCUCUCGUCAAGCCUCAGGUUCUAACACACGUUAUUGAGGGAUUCGUCAUCCAAGAAGCUGAUGAGCCAUUUUCGGAGAAACGUCUGAAUGGUACUGUAAUGCAGGGCACUAACAAUGCACUAAAUAAAAACAAUUCUAGCGAUAAAGACUCAUCCAAUGAACCGCCAAGUAAGAAAAGGAAAAAACACGCAGGAAACUUUUCGAACGAUGGAGACUCCAAUGGUACCAGUGGAAACUGCGAGGCAUGUGGAACGGUCCUAGAUGAACAUAAUAUCAAGUUCAAAAAGGAUAAACGAUUUUGCUCCGCAGUUUGUGCUAAGAGUAAAAAGAAAGAAGCGAAGGAACGUGAAGUAGAUAAACAGUGGACAGAUAUGGAAGUCGAUAAAAGGAUUGAUGAUGGGCUGAAAAAGACGGAAAAUAUGUCUCCCGCUGUUUCUACCCCCGCGAGUGAAGAUAUUCCAAGGAUUAAUCCAGUCAAAUGGACGGUUAACGAAGUCUGUGACUUCAUUCGAAACCUUCCAGGCUGUGCAGACUACGCUGAAGACUUCGCAAUUCAAGAAAUCGAUGGUCAAGCCCUCAUGCUUCUGAAAGAAGAUCAUCUCAUGUCGGCAAUGAGCAUAAAACUCGGUCCAGCAUUGAAAAUCGUGGCCAAGAUAGACUCCAUGAGAAUUGACACCAAUAUCAGCUUGUCCCCAAUGUCUAAUAGUUCAUGAAUUUUGUUAAAUAGUACCGAAUGCCUCAAUAUUUGGAUAUUCAAAUGAUAGACAUUAUUUAAAUUUCUUUAAUAGUACCGAAUGCCUCAAUAUUUGGAUAUUCGAAUGAUAGACAUUAUUUGAAUUUCUUUAAUUAAAGCCACUGCAUUUUAUUCGUCAUUUUUUUCCAUAAAGGAGAAUCAAUUCAUCACGUCUGUACAUAUUGCUAUUACGAAUGUUUACUCACUUAUACGAGAAAAAUAAUCGAAUAGUUAGAAAGUAGUGCAGCAUAAGAGAUAUAAGUCGUAAUUUGAUUAUGAAAUUAGGUGUACUAUUUUUUAUCCAUUAUCAAUAAAUACUUUUUCGAAUUUUUCUAUGUUUGAGAUGGAACAUGAACAUAAUGGAACAGAUGGAAUGAUGAGACCUAGUGUACAUACAUCCUCUUAAUCUUAGAUGAUAGAACGCCUUGUGCAAUUAUAAGUGAAAUUUUUGAUACUACAGAGAUGUUGACACGAUAAUCACUCAAUCAAGUAAAUUAAGAAUAAUUGGCUAAUUGUAAAAUUACCAACUCCCAAAUUUUUUUUUGUCCACUGAGAAAAUUAUUCCAAAUUAAUAACUAUUAAUUUAACAGAAGUGAAUCUACUCAAAUUUCGUUUUUAUUAUUUGAUGUAGAAGAAAAUGAGAAACUCUGUAUAUUCAUAAAUAUAGCUUUGUAUAAACUCAAGUAUGAUUAUUCAAUUAUGAACAUUCACAGAUAAAGAAUAAAUAUGUAAAGGGUUCCAAUUAUUA